Molecule: messenger RNA, 798 nt
Organism: Tinamus guttatus (white-throated tinamou)
Lineage: Eukaryota; Metazoa; Chordata; Aves; Tinamiformes; Tinamidae
Source: RefSeq, a predicted model, not a curated record
UUUCCUGUUUCUUUAGGAAACAUUUGUCGCUCUCCAAUAGCUGAAGCUGUUUUUAGAAAACUUGUAACUGAUGAAAAAGUUGAAAAUAAGUGGAGGAUAGACAGUGCAGCAACAUCUACCUAUGAAAUAGGAAACCCUCCUGACUAUCGAGGACAGACUUGCAUGAAGAAGCAUGGCAUUACCAUGAAUCAUAUUGCCAGGCAGAUUACUAAAGAAGAUUUCCAGACCUUUGAUUAUAUACUUUGUAUGGAUGAAAGCAAUCUAAGAGAUCUGAAAAGGAAAAGCAACCAAGUUAAAGACUGCAAGGCUACAAUUGAGCUGCUUGGCACUUACGAUCCACAGAAACAACUUAUUAUUGAAGAUCCGUAUUAUGGGAGUGAGAAGGACUUUGAAACUGUUUACGAGCAGUGUGUUAGAUGCUGUAAAGCAUUCUUGGAGAAGCCUCAUUAAUGCAACAUUUUAUUUCUGAAAGAAAAUAAUUAGCUCCUCCUGGAAUAUGUAAGCUUUACUUGAUUGGUGUAUUUGAAAUGUAAUGUUAUGCCUCCUCAGUAGGGUCAAAUUGAUACUUUUUCAGUUAAAUUUUGUAUUGUAGCUCUUCUGUCAUCUAAGCAGAAAAACGUAGAAAAGUUUAAGCUUGAAUUAGAUGAUCAACCAUUUUCUCAUGCAUCCAUGUAAUAAUAAAGUAUUUCAUUCGGAAUAAAUUUAUCUGUGAAGUAUUCCAGUGCUUUCUCACAAGCACUGUAAAAAAAAUCUUGCUUCUUUGUGCAAUACAAGCGAACCUGAAUUCCUCUUAUUGGA